ACCAGACCACAAUAAACCAAAUCAUUCAAUUGGUCUAAUUUUGAGAUCAAUCGAGGAUGGUGGCAUCAGAGGCAUUCGUGGAGAUCCAGGUUCCACAGCAGAAGGUUUACGACGGAGUUAGGUUUCCGGCGGUGGUGGCUCCUCCUGCAGCAACGACGGUGUCACUUACGGAGUCUAUCAAGGGCAACAGAGAGUACCUGGAUUCUCUGAUUCGGGAAAGAGGUGCCGUGGUGUUCAGAGGAUUUCCGAUCCAAAACCCCUCUGACUUCAACGACGUCGUAGAAGCCUUCGGCUGGGAGGAGUUCCCCUACCACGGUGGCGCCGCUCCCCGCACCAACGUUAUUGGCCGUGUGUUCACCGCCAAUGAGUCCCCACCGGAGCAGAACAUCCACUUCCACCACGAGAUGGCCUUGUACCCUGAGUACCCCGGGAAGUUGUUUUUCUACUGUGACGUGGCACCGGAGAAGGGAGGAGAAACACCAAUAGUAUUAAGCCACGUGGUGUAUGACAGAAUGAAGGAGAAGCACCCUGAGUUCAUUGAGCGCAUAGAGAAGCAUGGCUUGUUCUACACUAGGCACACUCAGGAAGAAGACGAUCCUACCCCUAUUGGCCGUGGCUGGAAAUCUACCUUCGCCACCAAUGAUAAGAAAGUUGCUGAAGAAAGGGCUGCUAAGCUGAACAUAAAGUUGGAAUGGUUGGAAAAUGGAAUAGUGAAGGAAACAAUAGGGCCAGUGCCAGGAGUAAAGUAUGUGAAGAGCAGACAAAAGAGUAUAUGGUUCAACCACUCCAUGGGCUGGGAUGACCCUAAGAAGCCCGUGAUAUUCGCCGACGGGGAGGCGCUGCCGCUCGAUGCGGCCAAAGAUGCUCUCAGAAUGCUGGAGGAGGAAUCUGUUGACCUUCCUUGGCAGAAAGGAGAUAUUCUCUUGAUUGACAAUUUGGCUGUCCUUCACGGCCGUAGAGCAUGCAACACCCCUCGCAGGGUCCUCGCUGCACUUGUUAAAUAGAUCUUCAUUUCUUUCUUAAUUAAUUUUGUAGGUAUCUAUUGCUCAAAAUCAAAGUUGCCUUUCAGAUCCAGUUUCCCUAUGAAAUAAGGGUGCUUCAAUCCAUGAGGCUAUGUAUGAUGGUGUUCCAUUCUCUAGUUGUCGUUGGAUCUUGGUGUUUCCUCUAAUUUUUUUU
This is a messenger RNA of Arachis ipaensis, 1176 nucleotides long. RefSeq names its product clavaminate synthase-like protein At3g21360. Lineage: Eukaryota; Viridiplantae; Streptophyta; Magnoliopsida; Fabales; Fabaceae. The record is from RefSeq and is a predicted model, not a curated record. Gene Ontology annotation, molecular function: oxidoreductase activity.